This is a messenger RNA of Suillus subalutaceus, 537 nucleotides long. RefSeq lists its product as uncharacterized. Bases 1 to 537 code for a protein of 178 amino acids. Lineage: Eukaryota; Fungi; Basidiomycota; Agaricomycetes; Boletales; Suillaceae. The record is from RefSeq and is a predicted model, not a curated record. The transcript is spliced from 3 exons.
AUGCCAUUCUCUUUCAGCCUGUGCAUUGUCCUUGACAGCGAGCUCACUAUCCUGCUUGUCCCUCGCCCCAAUCCCACUGUCCCUUCAAUGUCCGUUCUCGAUGGACCCUUAGAUUUGCAGCAGGUAUCUCCCCUACAAGAAAAAUCCCAACACAUGCAGGAGCUACUUGCUGAAGCUCAGCUGGAAGCUGGGCAUGAUUCCCUUGAGACCAUGGACUUCAGAGAUGAGACCUAUGAUGAUAGUGGCCACAUAGAUGACUUAGUUGAGGACGAGCCUGUGAGCGGCCCCCUUCCAUCUGAAUUUUUCAAGAUGUGCUCUCGAGAACAGGACCCUCAAUUACGCAGAUGCAUUGAUGUGCAGACCCAAAGACAGCAUCACCAGCAUGCUAACACCGCUUGGAAGGAGCAGAUUCUCACCCUUGUGGAUGCCUACUUAGCAUGGAAACAUAGGGCGGUAACUGUUGAUGACAAUACUGUCACAUCUAAUAUAUUCCAUGUUGAUGCUGUUGGAAUUAUGGGUGCUGUUUCAAUCUCUUAA